This is a messenger RNA of Coprinopsis cinerea okayama7#130, 837 nucleotides long. RefSeq names its product other/FunK1 protein kinase. The record is from RefSeq and is a predicted model, not a curated record. The transcript has 3 exons. NCBI's taxonomy places the organism in Eukaryota, Fungi, Basidiomycota, Agaricomycetes, Agaricales, Psathyrellaceae. Bases 1 to 837 code for a protein of 278 amino acids.
AUGGUCGAUUCAGAGAUGACGGCGGACGACGUGAACCACACCUGGGUUUGCACGUCAACUGACCUCGUCGAGAAACUCCUCUCGUAUGGCCUAGAUGACAAUUUGGUUACCAGGAUUCUGGACAAUCCUGAACUUUACACCAAACAAGAACACUACGAGCAUUCCUACUUCAUGAAGCGUGUGGUAUGCCACGACGAUGUCAAUACCACGUAUAAACGGCCACGGCAAGGACGUCUCGUUGAUUACAACUGCGCCGAAGCUCUCGAAGUUCUCAGCGGCUUCAUGCAGCGCAAGGCGUUGUCUCUUCGAAGGCAGCGGACGAAGGAACUGCAGUAUUUUCACAACUUGACGCGUGUCCCAAUUGAUGACUCGCAGUAUCCCCAGGCUUCAGAUAGCCUUGCGCUUCUGCUUCUCGAGCUACCCAUUCUUCCUCCUCAAUUUGAGAAACUAAAAGUGGAACGCAGCGUUGUGAUGGGCACCAGUGCGUUCAUGAGCCAUCGGUUUCUCUCGGACUACCCCACCGAAUUUCAUGAUGCAAUACAUGAUAUGGAGUCGCUCCUUUGGGUGGUCUUGCGCCUCGCCCUCACCUGUGAUGGCCCCGGAGGAAGGACUCACGCUGAAGCUUGUGACGAGAUCUCCUGUAAAGCGAAUUUACGCCGCCAUUGGCUCUUCGAAGCCUCCAAGCAGGAAAUCGGGAAGAUCAAGUCGAGGUUGUUCAAAGGGGCCUGCGAGUAUGAUACUCACUGGCAAGUAGUGGAAGACGAAAUCCACCCCUAUGUCCACCCCGAUUUCAAGCCUUUAACCAGGCUCGUCAAUGAUUGGUGGGACAACCUCUGA